AUGGAGAAAAUCUCAGUGUCAGCGUUCCUGCUCCUUGUGGCCCUCUCCUAUACGCUGGCCAAAGACACCACCGUCAAACCAGGAGCCAAAAAGGACCCAAAGGACUCUCGGCCCAAACUGCCCCAGACCCUCUCCAGAGGUUGGGGCGAUCAACUCAUCUGGACUCAGACUUACGAAGAAGCCUUAUACAAAUCCAAGACUAGCAACAGACCCUUGAUGAUCAUCCAUCACUUGGACGAGUGUCCACACAGUCAAGCUUUAAAGAAAGUGUUUGCUGACAGCAGGGAAAUCCAGAAGUUGGCAGAGCAGUUUGUUCUUCUCAACCUGGUGUAUGAAACGACAGACAAGCACCUUUCUCCUGACGGCCAGUAUGUGCCCAGAAUUCUGUUUGUGGACCCAUCCCUGACAGUGAGAGCAGACAUCACCGGAAGAUACUCAAACCGUCUCUACGCCUAUGAACCUUCCGACACAGCCCUGUUGCUGGACAACAUGAAGAAAGCUCUCAAGCUUCUGAAGACAGAACUGUAG
Messenger RNA from Peromyscus eremicus (cactus mouse), 528 nucleotides. RefSeq names its product anterior gradient 2, protein disulphide isomerase family member (gene Agr2). Gene Ontology annotation, molecular function: dystroglycan binding. The record is from RefSeq and is a predicted model, not a curated record. The coding region runs from base 1 to 528 and encodes 175 amino acids. The transcript is spliced from 7 exons. NCBI's taxonomy places the organism in Eukaryota, Metazoa, Chordata, Mammalia, Rodentia, Cricetidae. Gene Ontology annotation, cellular component: endoplasmic reticulum.